AUGCCCUCUCAUCCAGAUGCAGCUGUCUAUCCUGAGGCCACGGGCCUGGCCAAAGCUCUGGUCGACCAGCACCAGGCAGAGCAACCGUUGAAGCUGUAUGCGGGGUGGUUUUGCCUGUCAGUCUAUAUAGCUAUCCCCUCUACGGAGUUUGCUGCUAACAUAUCAUCUAGAUUCGUGCAACGUGUGUGGCUCGCACUGGAAGAAAAGCAGAUCCCAUACCAGUACAUCGAGGUGAACCCGUAUAACAAACCGCAGUCACUACUUUCGUUGAACCCGCGGGGGCUCGUGCCGACGCUGUCUGUGCCGACCUCCUCGGGCAACCGACCACUGUACGAAUCCAACGUGGUGCUCGAAUACCUCGAGGAAGCGUACCCGGACCGCUCGCCGCGUCUGCUCCCGACGGACCCCUAUGAGCGAGCCCGUGCGCGCAUCUGGAUCGACUUCGUCACCUCGCGUGUCAUCUCAGCCUUCCAUCGCUUUCUGCAGUACCAGUCUUCCUCGGCGGACGAGGAUGCCGUGGCCGGACUGGACAGCCACCGGCAGGAAUUCCUGGGUUUGCUGAAGCAGUGGGCAAGGGAGUUGCAUCCCGAAGGCCCGUUCUUCCUCGGGGACCAGAUUAGUCUUCCGGACCUAGUGCUGGGGCCCUGGGCGAUUCGCCUGUGGGUGUUCGACGAGCUCAAGACCGGCGGGUUGGGGGUUCCUGCUGAAGGCCAGGGAGGCGAGGACGAGGCGAUUUGGCAGCGGUGGAGGAAAUGGGUGAAGGCUGUGGAAGAGCGCAGGAGUUUCCGGGAGACGAUGAGUGAUGCGCAGCAGUAUCGUCCUAUCUAUAAGCGAUAUGCAGACAAUGUCGCGCAGAGUGAAUUGGCCAAGGCGACUCGGAGUGGACGGGUUACCGGUGCAGAUGAACAGUCUGCUAAUAACGGUGUAUUUACAUACGGUAACGAUACCACAAUACCGGGAGAGUGCCAAGCCCCACGUGACCGUGUCCCAAAGUGGCCGGGAGAAUUGACCGGGGUCGAAAAGAGCGGUCCAUGUCCUUCACUUCGCUUGCCUCAGACCAGCAAGAUGUCUUCGGACAAAAAGGAUGUUGCCAGCCAGUCGGGGUCCGAGGUCGCCCUGCCCGAUCCACCCGCAAUCCAUCCCUCUUUCAUCCAGGUCGCCAAGCCGUACAUCUUCGAGCAGACCAUCCAGAGAUGUAUCGCGACGAUGGGAGUCAACACCCUGCGCGAAGAAUCGCUGCGCCUGCAGGGCGUGACCUGGAUUGACAAUGUCCGCCGUGUGCUCUGCCUACCCAUACGGACCUUCAACACGGCUGUCGUGUAUUAUCAUCGAUUCCGGCUCGUUCACCCAGACAUCGAGUACAACCACAUGGAUGCCGCAGCUGCCGCGCUGUUCACGGCCUGCAAGAUCGAGGAUACGCUCAAAAAGUCGCGCGAGAUCGUGUGCGCCGCGUACAAUCUGAAACUCGCACCGUCGGAGCACGUCUCGUCCGACAACCCGGUCUUUGAGGCCCACGCGCGCGGCAUCAUCGGACUGGAGAGACUCAUGCUCGAGGCGUCGGGCUUUGACUUCCGCACCCGCCACCCGCAAAAGACUCUGAUCAAACUGGCCCGCAAGUACGGACUGGGCCAACAUUCCGAGGUUUCAAAGGUCGCCUAUCGCAUUGCCCAGGACCUCUACCGCACGUUCGCGCCGAUCAAGCAGACUACUUCCACUAUGGCGUUUGCAUCUUUAGAACUCGCUGGUCGUCUAAUGGACCAGCGCAUUGAGGCUGUUGAACAGGGACUGGACUACCAGGCUUGGAAAGCGAGUCGGGAAGAAGUAAUGGAAACCCUCUUCGACCUUCUCGAACUAUACACGCAUAACCGAGGCUCCACCUGCGUUGGCCCUCAAUUCCCCUCAGACAGGUUCCUCAAGGUCAGGAUCCCUCUCAACCAAGAAGCAGAAGCCCAAGGUCUCCCGCGAUUCACGCACUGGACCAACGACCGUUCCGCCAAGGCCCUGAACGGUUUUAAGAUUACCAGCAGCAGCAACAAACCCCCCGCUGCCACCGAGAACGGCGACUCGCGGAUCCACCCACUCAUCCCCGUCGCUGCCAACGGAGAACGACCCAAGACCGGCGAGAGAGGCCGCGACGGCGCGGUGCGGUUCAUGAUCGAUCCCGAGUGCGCGGAUAACGAGAAAUCGCACGUGGCGCAAUUCUUCAAGGUCGAGAUGGAGGAGUACGAGGUUGAAGAAUGA
Aspergillus affinis is the source of this 2241-nucleotide messenger RNA. RefSeq lists its product as uncharacterized. The transcript has 7 exons. Lineage: Eukaryota; Fungi; Ascomycota; Eurotiomycetes; Eurotiales; Aspergillaceae. Bases 1 to 2241 code for a protein of 746 amino acids. The record is from RefSeq and is a predicted model, not a curated record. Gene Ontology annotation, cellular component: cytoplasm.